GUCGUGCGGAUCAUUUCCGGCCGGACCGAUGUUGGUGUCGGACAGACGUUGACAUUGCCGAAGAGCAGCAGUCUGCGGCCCGGCGUUACCAAACGCCCCAGAGUCUCAGCGUGGAGCCGCAGUAGCGUGGCCGCCCGCUCCUCCUCGGCCGCAGCUCCGGGACUGCUUGGAGACAUGUACCGGCGGCCACUGCAGGCUGCCGUCCGGAACGUCGUUCACGCGGCAGCCGGCAGGACAGCGCGCGGACAGGUCUUGAAAACAGAAUCCUGCUGUGGAGCUCCAGCCGUCUGUCGGUGGACCACAGCCGACCCUCCCCAGUGGGCGUCGUGCCGCCUUCUGCACACCGCCACACAGCUGUCCAAUGUGAAGGAGACGCAGCAGCACUCGGAGGAGGAGGUCGGGGCCUUCACCAAGUUCAUUGAAGCCAUGGGCUUCACAGCCCCCCUGAAAUAUAACAAAUGGAAAAUCAAGAUCGCCGCCCUGCGCAUGUACACGUGCUGUGUCGAGAGGAUCAACUAUGAUGAGUUCUUUGAAAAAUGUUCCCUUCCUGACACGCUCAACUCCUGGUUCCUCAUUGCACAGCUCCACGUAUGGAUGUGUCUGGUCCGGAUGCGCCAGGAAGGCAGAGAAGGGAAGUACAUGUGCCGCUACAUCGUCCACUCCAUGUGGGAGGACGUGGAGCAGAGGAGCAAAAUUAUGGGGAUCGAUGCUGUUCACAGGAAGGAGGCCCUGAAAGCCAUGACGGAAACCUUCUACGCAGCCAUCUUUGGAUACGAUGAGGGAAUCCUGUCGGAUGACUGCGUGCUGGCUGCAGCUCUGUGGAGGAACCUGUUCAACCGACAGUGUGAAGACCCCCAGCAGCUGGAGCUGUUGGUGGAAUACGUGCGCAAACAGAUGCAGUUCAUCGACUCUCUGGACGGGGAAGACCUGCUGCUCACAGGAGAGGUCAAGUGGCGCCCCCUGCUGGAGGAGAAUGCACAGAGCAUCUUGAAGGUGGUCAAGCCAACAUACAACGACACGGGCCUGUAGGGCGAAGACGACGCCUCACUUCCUGUUUUCACUCCUGCUUGUUCUUUCUGUCGACUUCCUGCUCAUCAUGUAACCAGGAAGAGCUCGUCUCUUCUGUUCUUUAGUUUCUGAAAGCGUUUUCUUCGUCUGCUGAACCGCGUGGACAGAAGAGCUGCUGGAGACUCGGCAGUAACCGGCCUCGCCGUGUCGGCGCUUCGUCUGAAACAGGAAAUGCUUCCAUCUACCCCUCCCCCACUACGUUUUGUUUCCUGCAAACAAAUUAUUUAUAUUUCUAUUUUUGUUUGUAGAACUGCUGCUCUUUGAAUACCCGAUGGCUUCUCUUUCACGGUUUAAAUAAAGUUUCAUUGAACAUCUGGA
Messenger RNA from Oryzias melastigma (Indian medaka), 1386 nucleotides. It is a transcript of the gene uqcc1, whose product is annotated as ubiquinol-cytochrome-c reductase complex assembly factor 1. Gene Ontology annotation, biological process: mitochondrial respiratory chain complex III assembly. The record is from RefSeq and is a predicted model, not a curated record. The coding region runs from base 175 to 1029 and encodes 284 amino acids. NCBI's taxonomy places the organism in Eukaryota, Metazoa, Chordata, Actinopteri, Beloniformes, Adrianichthyidae. Gene Ontology annotation, cellular component: mitochondrion. The transcript is spliced from 9 exons.